GCAUUUGGAAAAGCUGAGACGGCCACUUCGACCACUGGGGCGGCACGUUCUCCGCUGCAUGUUCUCCGCUGCGCGCUAUUGGCACCACCUCCAACAGCAAGAGCUACGCAGCUAUUGCAAUCACGAAAUAUUUAUCAAGUGUAAAAAUGUCUGGGUCUGCAAGAUUGCAACUUGUCAUGCUGUUUUUGGACUCUAAAAAAUUCUGUAUUGCAUGACCAGCAAGAGGAGCGCCGAUUGUGCUACACGGACAGGGCAUUUCUCAUGCGGAAGGUGCAUCAGGAAGACCUCUAAAUAUCAGCGAUGCUAGGUCAUGCAUUACAGGCAUCUUGGGUCAUGAGAAAUAUGCAUGACAAAUCUUGCAUUCUUCCAGACCCAGACAUUUUUACAUUUGAUAAUAUUAGCACCACUCCUUACCACGACCGUUUUCUGCAAGACGAUUGCUACCUGGAGCGACUGUGCGAUACCAACAUCGAGUUGCCUGAAGAAGUGCGCGAAUUUUGGGCCGCGGUCAGCAGCAAGACACGGGGCCGUGUGGCGCGGGAGAGAAAAGUGGAAGAUAUCGGCGCCGUAAUUGCAGCAAACUACAGUGGAGGUGCUCCUGCUGGUGGUGCGCCCUCUAAUGACUAUGCCAGCACUUUCGAAGGUGAUGAUGAUGAUGAUCAAGAUGAUCAAGAUGGCCAGCAAAUUACCUGUAGCACGCGAACCGACACGGGAAGUAGCUACGUGCAGGAGCAGGGAGAUGGCUGCGGCGGCGCUAGCGCUACUGACGACGGUAGUUCUUUCAUGCCGGAUGACAACCCAGAUUUUGCCUCGAUUCUGGCGUACACGAGAGGAGCCUCCGCAGCUGGAGGAAAAAAGCGCAGCAACUACAGCAUGAACGAAGGUGCAGCCUCCUCCUCCUCGACUGCCACUGCUGACCCGUCGCCAGCGCUGGGUUCAUCUUGUGCUCCCAGUCCUCCAUACACCGCGAUCUCGUCCCCGGUGUUUAAUCCCAGCGCUGACCCGCGGCUGGCGGCUUCCAUGUUUGGCAGUGAGAAAUCUCUCGGCGGCGCCACGGCCGUGUCAACUGACGGGCAGAGCGUCGGCACGUCGACGCGCGGGGGUGGAAUGUUGACACCUGCUGAAGUUAAUGCAGGCUUCCUUGGCCCCGGUUGCAACAGCUACUCGACCACCACUUGUGGAGAGUUGUGUUCCACCUACGGAGCGAGUGGGUCGGUUUGUGGUGACCAGAUGAAGUCCUCGGGAACUGGCGCUGUGGGCGGCGAUGAUUUUGUCGCUGGCGCCGCUUCUGCCAGCGGCACAGCUCACGACCGUGGCAUUCGCAAAACAAGUAGGCAGAUGUCGGCUUCGUCCCCUGUCUUCGUCCCGUGUGGUAUUCAGCACCCACCAACCGGACAUGGUACAGCAAACCCUUCUAGAACAAGUGCUUCCACCACGACCACUGCAUCCGCUGGUGGAGGUGCAGCUGCCAGUUGCGACUACGGCUUCGCAUUUACGCACUCCGCCUUGCAGAUCGCCUUGAUGGUACUGGUAAGUGGUGGGAUCCAGAGGACCUCUAGGAUGGUGGAAGAACUAGCAGGAGUUGGAGUUGCACCAUCUGCGAUCAACAUUCCGCAGCAGGUUCAACAUCCGGAGUGCGUCGCGCAAGAACAUCCAUUUCGGAACGGAAAUACUGAUCGUGGGGCCUAUCAAGAAGAACCUUACCACAGGGGGGGCUCUUGCAGUACCGACCCCAGGCCUACACAAGUACGAGAUGCUGGUCAAUACUUCCAGCCGAUCCAUUUCUACUCGCAAUUCUAUGGCGGGCCUGCUCCGUGGUCCGAAGCUGCUGCUCCUACGACCUCGCAGAAAAAACGUCCGAGUGCAGCGGCUGUCUCGCGGGACGAGAACGAAAUACCGCAGCAGGGUGUUUUGAUUCCUGCAAGAACCGAACGUGACAAAAAAGCGCCUAUGACAGGAGCACAACAUCAACACGUUGAGCACGACGAGCAACAUAAAGACGAAAGAAUUCCGCAUGAGCAGGAGCUGGUGAAGGAACUUCUAGAGCGCUUGCUCCGAUGCGUCCCCGACCCGAAAACUGCUGCCAAUGUGUUGUUUGAGCAUUUGUUGCGAGGAAAAGUGACCUACGAUGAGCAACUUCAGGAGGAGACUCUCGCACGAUUGGAGGAAAAAUCCUCGAGAAGAAACGAAGCGGAAAGAUCGGCGAGGCAACCACAGGACGAGCCGACAGGGAACAGACCGUUCUUGGCCUUUUCGCAACAGGAAUUUCACGCUGAACAUGAACCAGUGGCCAGUACGAGCUCCGCUACAACUGCAGAAGUCUCCGCAGGGCCGUCGUCAACCUCAGCCCGACCAACAAAGCUGAAUCCGAACGCGGCGGCAUUCGUCCCCCCAACGGUGAUUUCCCACCCCGACGGACCAGAAUACAGUUUUAGUCCUGGCGGGAGCCGGAUUACGAAGAGUCAAAAGGUCGAGUGCUACGACCCGGGGAAACGGAUGGAGUCUGGGUCAUCUCCAUCGCAAAUGAGCAUUGAGGCGAUUACUUUCGGUCCGAUUUCCCGCACUCGUGCGGCUGCCAGUACUAGCUCUAGGUCUAGCGGCGGCCAUGUUACAGCUCUUGGAGGACCAAUUUUUCAACAAAAAACUACUGCAGCAGAGUCGUUCACGGUGCCAACGACUGCGAAAUCGGUGAUCACUUCGUGGACCCCCUCGGAGGAUUCGAAACAAGAAAAAAGAGAAGCAGGUGGUGACAUCACCGUGGUACACUGCGCCACGGCGAAGGAGCUGGAUCAAGCUGCGGCAGCUACUUUGAGACGGGAAGUCGUAAAUGCUCAAACCAACCCCGAACAGCAGCCACAGCACCGGCCAGCAUGUGGUGGCCGCUUUGGAAGUUGUCCUGCAGCGCCGGUCGUUCAUGAGGAGUUCGGUGGACAAGGUGGAUCAUUCGUCCCCUCGCCACCGCCUUGCGGCAAAAGCUACGGAUCCCUCCUCUGCACCUCCGCUUCCCCAUUCAGUCCUCCUUGUUCGCCGCCGCCAAUGAGUCCAAAUCUUGAUUACGGCCGCUGUGGCAAUGGCGCAUUUGUACCUGCUGGAGGACCCGCAGCUCCUCGUGGAACUUCUUCUUGGAAAACUACCGCUACCGCCGUCUAUGAUUCUCCGCACACCGUCCCGGCCUCACCAGCGUCGCUUUCCAGCAUGGCGCCCGGAAUUAUGGUGGACGUUGAAAAUACCGCGAAAGGGUUCUUGGCCCCGGUUGUACCACCACCGAUGCCGCCUCAAGAACCGCCACGAGGUGCUAGUUUAUUUUCGACCCCAUCGAGGACUCCCGCCGCGGCUUCUGAAACUUCUGCCACAGGAGCAGGUGGACCAUCUCCAGACGCGAUGUUGCACCACCAGCAGCGGAGCAGUCUUCAUAAUCGUGAUAGCAUCCAGAUGCAACACACACAGCAGCAACAGCAGCAGCGGCAGUUUUUGCGGCAGCAUCUUUCACGAACACAGGCUGUAGAUGUAGUUGCAGCGCAAGGCGGUCCUUGCGAUAAGCUUCGGACGAGCGCAGUCUCCUUGGCGUCCAAUCCUCAGCCUCCCGGAACAUGGCUAGCUCACGACAGCUCGAUUGCCGCUGCCGUAGCGAGGCAGUUGAGGUUGAGUGUACAGCAAUCCAAAGAACAGUUGUCCCAGCAAGUGCAAGAAUCUUCUCCAAAUGAAGACCAUUACUAUCCGCAAGAACGUUGUCGAUCCCCGCAGCUGCUGCAGCCGCAGCAACCUGCUCAAACUCGCGUUUAUGCGACGCAGACACGACUCGCAGGGACCACGACGGCAGCUGCUGAGGCUACUCGGUUUCCACAAACAGGACAUCAUCAUCAAAGUGUGCCAUUAUUUCACUCGUCCGCCAUGACUGGUGGUGCAUUAUCUUCUCGGCGCUUUAGAAGUACAACUUGGGGGGAGGGGGACAAGGAACUCACACUGCUUCAAAACAUCCGCAUCGGCGUGCCCGGAACGCCGCAAAACCCUCCACCAUCGCAUUCGCCGGAGAGGACAGCGAGUUGUACACCCGUUGUAGGACUACACACCCCUGGUUUUUUAUUUCCGCGUGACGGGUUCAGUGCUACACCGGCCACUGCAAUCGUUGGGCAAGAUGGCAACACAACUACAGCCGCACCUGCUAUGUCAUCUGGUGCAGAUGAUCACAUUGAAGGACCACGGGCAACCGCGCAGCGCCGCCUCCCGGAUCGCGCCGUCGUCCACAUCAGCAGCCAUACGGAGCUGGAUCCGCAGUUCCGCGUUCCAGUUUACCAGCUCGAAGUGAUGAACGUCGAGCGGUUAUUCUGAGUAAAAACAUUCCCACCCCAGCAGAGUUGUCAUGCAAAUCUGCAUGCUGAAAAUGUUUCUCAUGCGGAGCCCCAUGAGAAGCAUUUAUUUUCCAUUCGUGUUUUGGAAUUUUCCAUGCUCCAAUCAGCAUUAUAGGCUAGAUCUGUGGUGUUGCUGAGCUAGCUCGAACAGCACUACGCUACAAGUCCAAAUUUGUCAUGCAAAACAGCCAAAACUUGUGGACUUGUCUAGCGGAGUCCGUAGCCAUUUUGGCUCAAGGGAGUUUUCUUUUUUUUCCAGCAGAGGCUGGCUGUUGCCGGGGAUUAGAAAUGCAAAUACGAAGGUAGUGCGAUUCCAUAACUCAUCUCGUGACGUUUCCAUUUUGACUCUCUUUGCCUUUUCUCACUCUUUGGAUUGCUUUCGCGUCACUUCAUUUUACAAGUAUAUACAAAACAUCAUGGAAAACGGAACGCGGAGUCGGAAGGAUUUGCAUUGAAAACGACCCUGGGCUCGACGAAAGCGCAUGAAGGGUGGCUGGGGAUUGCAAGAUUUGCGCGCGCCGCUGGAGCUACAGAAUGAGGAAGACCAGGUCGUAGGGCAUACGCACGCGGGGGAGGAUGGAGAAAACGGGACCGAAACGAGAACAACGGGCGCAGUACGAAAGUGGAUCGAGAACCAACAUGCUGGAGCAGGGGACAAGGGCGGAAAAGUAAGAAAUCGGGAAAAAAAAGCCGUAUACCUGCGCAAUUCCUUAUAUGUGAAUGACAUGGCGGGUGGGAGGGGUUCUUCACAUUUUUGGUAACGCCCACCGCCCCGACUAGAAUAAUUGAAUGAUGAAAAAAUUGGGGGCCGGGCAAAAAAAAAGUCCCCAUCUUGACUAUGGGGUGGGGACGUUUUUACAUAGGAUAGCGGUACCUCUCCUGGGUCCGGAACGACUGGCGGGCGGUGUUGCUUGGGGGAGUGGAAUAUGGAUUGUAAAAAUGUCUGGGUCUGGAAGGUUGGAACUUGUAAUGCUAGCUUUCCAUACCUAGAAAAUCUGUAUUGCACAACCAACAAAAGUCGCAGCCUCUUUUGUCAUGCAAAAACGCAGUCUCUCAUGCGGAUUGCCUACGAGAAAGCGUUUUGGGAAGUUGUCAUGCCGGACUGCAUUCGGUAGUGUUUUCAUCAUGCACGUUUUAGCAUCACAAGUUUCCAGACCCAGACAUUUUUGCAUUUCAUAUGGAAUUGAUGGACUUCGUGCUGCUCUGGUUCGUGGGGGAGGAGGUCGAGAUUCCGGAUAUGAUCCCCCAGUACGAAAAAAAAUACAGACGGAAAAUGGUCAACUUGAUCCGCGGCGUCGCUCCGGACCAGGUUGAUCCUUACAACGCCUUAGCAGGAGCUGUUGGUGGUCGAGAGUGGAUGCCGGCCCUGCCGCGUCGGUUUCAAGAGGAGAAUGCGGAGCUGUUAGCCAGGUUGUGGUCCCGGUUUGAACUCACUAAGGAGUACUACGACGCAAGGAAUGGCACGGCGACGAUGACGAGCAGCGCUAGUUGUACAACUGCAACUGCUGGUGGAACCUCCCCUGCUGGUGAAAGUCGGUUUCUAGGCCGCGGGGCCUCUUCCUCUGGAAUUGAUUCAUCCGGUGGUGUUCUUGCAUCCUCGACUUCUCCUGCCGCCUCCGCUUCUCGUCCAGCUCGCCGGACGAGCUGGUACGAAGAUAGUUUCCAGGGGGGAGAGGACAUCCAAGAGCAUGAGGAUCAACUCCAAGGCCCUUCUGCAGGGGGUGCGUCUUCCUUCCAUUCGUGGAGCUUUAACCUGAAGACAACAACCGCAGGAGCGGCGUCAGCAGAGCAGAUAGACAGCACAAGACCGCGAACAGGCAUCAAACCAGCCCCAGUAACGGCAGGUCCGGUGCUUGCUGCAAAGAGUUCAGCGAGUUCGUCUAGUUGUACAACAACCACUGCAGCUGCGCCUGAGCGUUGUGUGCUGCGUUCUGAGAGAACAGAACCGGCAGAGCGCCGGCGACCUGCGCCGUCGCCGAGUAUGAACAAUUUGAGUGAAGAAGAAGAGGAAAACGAGAGGCAGCGCUGGCUACCGAUUCUGGUGAAGCGGAAAAUACACGAGGAGUUGACGAAAAUUUACUUGCUGCAUUUUCCCAACCAGAACGGUCGGGGCUACUUGACGAACAACCGCGGAAAGAUGAAUUUCGCGAUGAAAGAACAGAAGAAGAAGCAGGAACGGCAACGCUCAGCACCUUCUUCGCAGCAAGGAGAUCAUUUUAAUGACACAGCCCCUCACACCCCUGCCGAUUACUUCCUGCCCGAAGACCAAAAGCUUCUCGCUUUGGCGGACCUGCUUGACACCAUCAACUUCCAAUACUACGAAGGGGAGCUGCUGAUUCAGCUGCGGCAAUUACGGUGGUUGUUACACGUGGUAUUACAAGGGUUUGAGCACCGCCGGCUGAGAAUGAGGGCGCAACCUUCUGUAUCGGAGGAUACGAGUUCUUCUUACCGUGGCCCAAAUAAGCAACUUGCACGGCAACUGUGGGAGAAAAAACAAUGGGAGAUCGACCAGCAGGAGGGCAGGCUAUGGAAACGCUGGGAGUCGAUCGACGGAAGGUUGAGAAAAAUGGGUGGCCGUUACGAAGGAAAGGGGGGCGGGAAGGGAGGCUAUUCUUGGCGGCCAGUGUGACCCGAUUCAAAGGAUGAACCCAGGAUUGUUACAUACUCUUUAUGAAUAAUACCUACGGCUAGUAUUCUCUGACACAAUGAACGAAACUGCAACUAACCACGAGGCGUGCAACUACAAGAAUUACUUAUCGAAUCACGAUGUACCUUUCUUUCUACCUCAAACUUGAAACAAAUUGUGCCUUGCAUGAAACGAACCGAAGAUUUGGAUUUGCACGGAAAAAAUGAAAAAGGGAUAGCUCUUUGAUAUUUUGAGAACAACCUCUGCCACCUCUCCUAUUGUGCAAAAUAAGAUAGCACACUCAACCUUAAGUACGACCAGAGUGCUUCUUCAUUCACUUUCGUUUUGUUUUGGAAAAUACGCUCGUAUUAAGUAUCGUAUUUUUUCUGAAACUAUUUCAAUAUCAAAAAAAUCUACUUACAUUGAAAACGCGAUCGUAAGUAUCGCGUUUCAUCGCUCUAGAAAAAGGUUGUCUAGGUACUAUUCUGGCGUACCGCUUUAGAUUUUACUCCGCAGGGCCUACUACUGGCCCUCCUGCUGUAAAACUUUUGACUCAAGAAGACAAUUGUCUUCGCUUGUACAAACAACCUGCGCGCGCACCGUGCAGCCUUAUUCGGUAGCACAACAGCGGCUCAAAGCGCUCGACAGAUGAAGAAUGCAACUUUUAAUUUUUUUCUUUUUGAAAUCGAAAUCUUAAUCGUGUGAGAGUGACUAGUAUCGUGAAUAUAUUCAUCUUUUGAUUUUUCUCAAUUUUCUAUAUUCUGAAUGAAGUUUUCUGUAUGGGUUCGUUUUUCUUGACUAAAAAGCACGUAAAACAAAUCGCUCCGACUGACGUGCUUUGUUGACUUUGACAAAUUUGCACCAGUCGAACAACGAGUGAUGCAAAAUCAAAAUAAUCAGACUAGUGAUUUAUCAUAUGCGACUGAGAUUCAAAGCACUAGCAUUUAUCUUGUCCUUGUCGAAAAAAUAGAAAAGCGGCGAACAUAGAAAAUCCACCCUGACUUCUUCAUAGCAGCUGCGAGGUACUACAGCUAGCUCACACUCUUGAUAGACAUAACGCAAAAAUAUCGUACAAAAAUAUCAUAGUCAUUUCGUUCCGCGGAAGACGAAUUGUGAAAAUAUGGGUUGUCGUCUUCACCUGCUAUAAUUGUUAGAAAGAGGUAUUUUCAUCCUAUGUAGUGAGGUCUAUGCCAAUAAACGCAGACUCUAAUCCUGUGAUUCUGUACCAAAACAACUUAGAGGCAAUCUCUUUCUUUGUGCAGCACUUAUGAUUGUCAACCAGAGAUCUCAUCAUGUUGAAGUUGGUGCGACGAAAUGGGAACGACGAAGCUUUGCGGUACCAGAACCAGACCACUACCACUUCAUCAAGAACGCAGAAGCAAAAUAAAAAUGAACUUUUUUGUGUAACUCUAACUACGAAAAUGAAAAAAAUCAAUCAGGAGUGCGCAUACAUUUUUUUUGUCUGCGGAAGCUGAACUCGCAUAUGAACAAUUUCGAGUGGUACAUGAAGAAAUAGAAAACAAUAUUAUAUUCCACAGUGGUAAGAGGACGUAGCGGUACGUGAGGACGAGGAGAUUUGGAAUUUCUUGCAAUCGUGAUCAGGACUUUUUCUGUACCAAAGGGUUACCUGAUAAAAUAACAGAAUACAGCUAGCUCUACCCCUAUGCAUGUUGGAUGAGGCGGGAACUGCGUGAGACUUUGAUCGUAAUUUCUAUAUUCUUUCUGGGUAUAACAAACGAGACGAUCAGCGAUCGGAGCCUGGUCUUUACAGCACUGCUAUAGACGAAGAUGGUACAUAGCGAACAAACAAGUUUUUGAAGUAAAUUUUGCAUGGAAAGAUCGCACUAGAGGUGCUGCUCCUACACUUUGGCCUUCCUUGACAAUAUCAAAAACCUACUGCAAAAUAUAGCUAAAGACCUCGAAGAAUAAAGAAAACUAGUUCUGAAACGGCUUUGGAAGAACAACAAAUGCAUGACGGGUGUCUUGUCUUCAAG
Messenger RNA from Amoebophrya sp. A120, 8969 nucleotides. The record is from the annotation of a GenBank genome assembly. NCBI's taxonomy places the organism in Eukaryota, Dinophyceae, Syndiniales, Amoebophryaceae.